Molecule: messenger RNA, 1482 nt
Organism: Dromiciops gliroides (monito del monte)
Lineage: Eukaryota; Metazoa; Chordata; Mammalia; Microbiotheria; Microbiotheriidae
Product: sugar phosphate exchanger 3-like
Exons: 1
Coding region: 1-1482 (493 amino acids)
Biological process (GO): transmembrane transport
Cellular component (GO): endoplasmic reticulum membrane
Molecular function (GO): transmembrane transporter activity
Source: RefSeq, a predicted model, not a curated record
AUGGCUUGGCCAUAUUUGUCCCGAGGCACCCAGCCCUUGUUACGCCGGAACUGUCGUUACCACAUGGUCGUGUUCCUGCUCACCUUCACCAGCUACGUCUUGUAUCAUGCUUCGAGAAAGGCCUUCAGCAGUGUGAAAGUGAGUAUCUCCAGCUUCUGGAUUCUCCACUCCACCAGAGUAUACCCCAACAGCACCUACUUCUCUCUGAAUACCCAACAAGCCAUCCUUCUUUGGGGGACGUUAGAUACAAUUUCCCUCUUCUCCUGUGCAGUGGGGCUUUUCAUGAAUGGCAUAGUUGGAGGGUGGAUCGGCCUACGGUGGCUGAUGGCCAUCGGCAUGUGUUGCAAAGGCAUAAUGACUUUCAGCUUUGGCACUCUAAGCAAGUGGCCCUGCUUUUAUAACAAAUGGUUUUACUUCUCUCUAUGGAUGUUCAAUGGAUUGCUUGAAUCUACUGGCUGGCCCCUUGUCGUAGCCAUCAUGGACAUAUGGUUUGGCAUAACUGGCCAGGGCUUUUUGCUUGGGCUCUGGGGUGCCUGUGCCUCUAUGGGCAAUGUCUUGGGAGCAUGUGUGAGCGUUUUGCUUCUACAGUAUGGCUAUGAAUACACCUUCUUAGUAACAGCCUUCAUGCAACUUACUGCUGGAUUAAUCAUCAUCUUCACCAUUUGUAUAUCACCAGAACAACCUGCUGUCAUAUAUAUAGAGCGUGAAAGUGAUUCUGAAGACGAACUUGAAAGAAUGAUAAUGAUGUAUGGUGAAAUUGAUACUGAUGGGCUGGAAGAAAAUGAGUACUAUGACUUUGUUGAGGUGGUUGAGGGACAAAAUGACCUAUUACUUCGACCAAUAGUUUUCCAUGAGGUCUCUCCCUUCCCUGAAGUUCUACUACAUUCCCUGACCAAUGCCUGUGUGAAGCUGGUGAACUAUUCCUUUUUUUUCUGGCUGCCCUUUUAUUUAAACAGCAGCUUUGGGUUUGCAGAAGCUAAGGUGAGCCAGUUUUCUGUUUGGUACGAUUUGGAAGAGAUUGUAAAUGGAACAUUUCAAGGAUUCCUCUCAGAUGUAGUUCAGAAAAGAUCUAUGUUUGCUCUGUGUGUGCUUCUGACCAUUGGGUCCCUGGUUGGCUAUAACCAUACUCCCAAAAACAAGGCUAUAAAUGCACUGCUGAUGUCAAUUACCGGGCUUUUUAUCGGUGGACCCUCAAAUGUUACGGGUUCUGUGAUUUCUACUGGUUUAGGGUGCCCAGAGCAGAUGCAGGGGAGUAGAAAGGCCUUGGCCACAGGUACAGGCAUUGCAAAUACAACUGUCAGCAUAGACACUGCAGUGGGACAAUAUUUAGUAUCCCUGAUCCAAGACAAACUACGAUGGAUGUGGGUUUUCUGGUUUUUUGUGCUCGUGACAGCCUGCACUCUUCUUUUAAUUUCUGUACUACUGCUGAGGGAAAUAAGAAAUUUUGUCCAAAGAAGGCUUGCCCCUACAUUUAGAGAAUAA